Messenger RNA from Paramecium octaurelia, 9569 nucleotides. The record is from the annotation of a GenBank genome assembly. NCBI's taxonomy places the organism in Eukaryota, Ciliophora, Oligohymenophorea, Peniculida, Parameciidae.
AUGAAAACCUCUGAUAAACUUCUUGUUUUGAUAUCUUGUAUUUUCAUUCUUGCUAACCUUCCAAAAUGCUAAUGUUGCCCCUAUAGCGAAUAUGAGGAAGCUUUAAUUCCUCUUGAGUAACCAGUUGAUUUUAACUACUUUGAUUCUCUUGUUACUUUGGAUGCUGGUUAAACAUUUGGUUUUGGAUUUUGGAGUCUUUGUAUUCCUUAAUAAACUUUUAAGAAUAUUCCAUAAGUGGAAGCAGAAUACAUAGUAACAGAUGCUGAAUAUGGACAAUUAUUAUUUUUAGUUUAGGGAAGCUCUGGGAAUUCAAUGAUCGGAUUCUUUAGAAUAGAUUAACUGAAUUUAAGAGUUUACAAUACUAUCAUGAUUUUAGGAAGUAACAUGUAAGUUCUGUUGUUUGAGUAUUAAACAUUUAAUUAUGAAGGCAGAUGGAUUCUAAGCUUCCUAACCUUUGAAUUCAGUUCUGGAAAAAUCAUUGUUCAAAUGACUGAUCAAGAAACAUAAAUUGGGACAAUGAAUGUAGGACAGGACUUUAUUUCAAUAUUUUAAGGAGGAAGUGGAAAUGUAAUAUAUAUAUAUGUAACUAAUUAGAUCAUGGGCCUAAAUCUAAAUAUUUUCAAAGGAAGAUUAUCAAAAAUCUUUGUUAGCAAGGUUGAUUUUAUCGGUUAGGAUAUAUUUUCAUACAUGAAUGAUAAUUGCUAAGUUCCUCCUCAAAUGCAAGGGGAACAAGUAACUUACUUUGUAAAAGGCUUAUAAAUCUUUGAAGGGGAUACCUCUCUCUAGUACACGAUAAAUUAAUUUGGAAGUAAGUUCUGUUUAUCAGGAUGGGUGAAAUAUGAUGCAUCGAAAGUUAUUGAUUUAUCCAAAUACCCAUUGAUUAGAAUCAGUCUUUUUAAAAAUUAUUUUGAUAGAUAAAGCAUCGGAGAUGAAAUAUUCUUAUUGCAGGUGUGGUUUUAGAAGUUGUUACCUAGAUAUACAUAGGUUGUCGUCAAUGUGGACAAUCAUCAAAUACCAAUAAUGGGGCUUAUUGAUUAUAAUAUUUUAACUGUAAUGCAAGACCUAUUGUUUGAUGUCUGGUCAGAAUAUUAUUUUGCAGGAUUACAGUAGUGGCAUUUUGUGAAGUAUGAAUAUGGUUCUCAAAUACCUGGAAGAAAAAGCUUGUUUUAGAUUCAAUUCUAUAAUGAGCUUAAUUUAUAGGAGUAGUCUCAUGACCUUUCUCUUCCAACUAAUUCUCCAUAUUAUGUUUAUAUAGGAUCUGAUGAAUUUAUUAAUGAAUUAUUAUAAGCAUCGCUCUUCGAUUUUAAAUUCGAAUACAAUUAUGUUGAUGAUAAACAACUACUUUUCAAUGGUAAAAUGAAUCUACUAUUCUAGCCUGUCAUUAUUCUUGCUCUAUAUGUGAUGGACCAUUAGAAAAUAAUUGUAUAAGUUGUGAGGCUGAUUCUAAGAGAUACUAUUUGAAUGAAUAGAAAAAGUGUUAAUGUCUACAUGGAUAUAUUGAUAUUCCAAAUGAAAAAGUGUGUUAAUCAUUUGAGUACCAAUUUUCAUCAGUCUUAGAACAAGAAGGGUAAAAUCUUGGAGUUUCAUAAUGUUAAUUCGGAUAUUUUAUAUAUCCUAAUGAAAAUGGUUCCAAUGAAUGUAUAAAAUGGUAUACAUAUAUGUAUAAAUAUGUAGCCCACAAUCUAAUUACUAAGACGUUUUAUGCGUCGAUUGUGUAUAUUACCCAUAGACUUGGUAUUUAAAACCUAUCUGUAAAUAUGACUUAAUAUCUGAUAAAUUAGCAGGAGAUGAUGCUUUUAAAUAUCAACAUAGAGAUCAAUUAGAUUAUGAUUUUUAUCUGAUUAAUCAAAAUAAAGAGUUAUCUCUUUAUCCAGGUUAUCUUGACUUUUGUGAUUUGGAAUCAGACUCUAUAAACUGUUUUUAAGCAAAGAUUUAGCACUUAGGAUAAACUAUUGAAGUGAAAUGUAAGCCUAAUUACUAUUAAUCUAAUGGAGACUGUACAUUCAGUAAUGUUAAUUGUUUACAAGUAUCACUAAAUGGAAGUUGUCUUCAAGUCAAAGAUGGGAUGUAUCUACAUGAUGGAUAUUACUAUUAGUGUCCUUAAAAUUGUUUGACUUGUAGUUAUAAUGGUGCAAAUAACACUUCAUAGUGUCUAUCUUGUAUUGAUCAUUACACAUUAGACAAUGGUAGUUGUCUUCCUUGCGGUAAUUUCUGCGGGUUUUGCUAAAAAUACUAUGAUGUCAAUAUCAAUAAAUAUUAUUUAAAAUGUUAUCGGUGCGUAGAUGAUUCAAAAUAUUAUCUAACAUUUGAUGGAAUAAGUUGCUAAGUAAAUACUAUCCAUCACUGUGCUUAUGCAUUUUAGGCAUUAUAUUACAAUUAUUAAGUUAACACUCUUGAUCUGUAUUUUACUCCUAGAGAUGAUUGGGAUAAUAUUAUUACUACUUGUGGGAGAUGCGAUAAUGGUUAUGGAGUUAUAAUAAAUUCUUACAUAUGUUUAAGUAUGAGAGAAGUGACAUGUAAUUUUUCUUAUGUUGAUCAUAUAUGCGACAUUGUCAUAGAUGAUGCAAUCUACAAUGAAUUGAACUAGUCCGAAUACUAUACGACUCCAAGUGGUGAAUAGAUAACUAUAGCUUUUGACGAUAGUUACAACUUGAUCUGUACAUCAAUACAAUAUUGUUUGAUAAAUCAAGCAUAUUAUGAUUAUCCGACAGCAGACAUCAUUUAAUUUAGUGAGCAAUGUCCUUAAUAUAUUGAAAAUUGUGCUACUUGUUUAAAGGAGAAGGUAUAACUGUGGUCUAUUGUUCACAUUUGUUUAGAAUGUAAGAGUGGAUACUAUGCUGAAAGAAUAUCAGGUAAAUGUUAUUAAUGUCCACCUGAAUUAAAUUGUUAUAAUUGUGCCUAAUAAUAACGACUUUCAAAAGAUUAUUGGAAAAUCAAAAUCAGAGCCUUCUACCAAAAAUUUAUUAAUUUUGAUAAUAAUCAUCCCUUUAAACUCAAUUCUCAAAGUGAAAAUAAAGAAGAUUAUGAAGUUAUAUGUACUAUGUGUGUUAAUGGCUAUUAAUUGAUGAAUUAAAAGUGUAUCAAUGCAUGUCCAGACUCAUGUUUGGAAUGUAAAUACAAUAAUGGUGAGAAUUAAUGUGUUAGAUGUGAAUUGGAAUAAAAGGGUAGGAGGUUAAGUUUAUCUAAUAAUUAAUGUAUUGCUUGCCCAUAAAAUUGUGCAUUAUGUAGAAUUCGAUCGUCUGAAGAGAUCUAAGCAAUUAAUCCUCUCUUUAAUAAUAAUAACUACUAUACAUAUACAUAUCAGUGUUUAAAAAGCUUUGAAGAUUAACAAUACUAUUAUGAUUAAGAAUUGGGAAGUUUUAUUUAGUGCACAAAUAGUAAUUGUGAAAAGCAGAUGACAAUACCUAUAAAUUUGUAUUGUUCUUAGUAAGAUUACACAGCAGCUUUGAAUUCAAUGGAGUCAUCUUAUCAAAAAGCUUAAUUUCAAUAAAAGAAUAUACUGUUAGAAGAUCUUACCUCAGGAAAUAGUUUUAAAUAAGUAUUAAAAAGUAAUUAUUUUAGUUUGAAAAUGAUGAUUUCUAUUUAUCAGCCAAUUCAAUGUUAAUUAAGACAAUCAUUAUAAACAUCGUUAGUGUCAAACCACAAAUAUGCAGAAUUUCAGGAAACGCCAUAAUUUAACAAGUUUUUAGUACUAAUAUAUUUUCAGCAAUGUAUAUAUUAAACUUAUUUUAGAAACGUUGAACUAAAUCUCUUACUAAAUUAAAACACUAUAAUAGAGUAUGAAAGAUCAAUCACAUUCUAUAAUUUUAAUAAAAUAACAAUCAAAGGUGGCCACUUUUAACCAUUAUAUAAUAACAAACUAAAAUCAAUAAUAUUUUAAAGUAAAAUACCCUAAACGAUACUACUUGACACCAUUGAAUAUCAACAAUUAAAUUAAGAAAGUGAUUAAUCAAGAAUUUUAUUUUAUGACAUCAAGAAGUUAACUCUAAUCAAUUUCAAAGUAUUGGAUCUUAUGCAAACAAAAAAUGCCCAAUUCAUCUACAUUGCAGAAACUCUUUUUGUCAAAUCAAUAAUGCUAAAAUCUAUUUAGAUACUUAAUUCCAUACUUCUAAACUAAAUUACAUUCUUUUUUAACGUUAACAAAUAUGAUAUUAUAGAAAUUGUAGAUUUGUAAGUUAAUGCGAAAUUCACAAAUUCAACAUUAAUAGAUACAAGCCUAUAAAUAUAAUCUGGAUCCCUUUUUAUUCAAAAUUUUAUCCUAUAAAUAGAUAUAAAAGACUGUCAAGCUUUUUUAAAUUUUUAUCUUUUAAAAGAAGUCACACUUUAAGGAAUUAAUGUAAAAAGUUCUAUAAUUUAAUCUUCCACUCUUAUAAUACUGAAUAAUAAUAAUAGAAUAGAUGAUCUUAUCAUUAAAAAUUGUAACUUUAAAAACCAAAGUUUCGGAGUUGUAAAUUCUGACCAGCUUCAAUUAAGUAAUCUAGAAAUUUAGUUAUCAAAUAUCGUCAUUGAAUAGAAUGAAUAUGAUCAAACAACCAAAUUGCUAUCAUUUAAUAAUUAUAAUAAUGAAAAUUCAAGAAUUUAAAUUAAAACUAUAAUGAUAUCAAAAAAUUAUAUAAAAUCCAUUACUGAAGAUUUUAAAUUAAACACUUAUAGCUCCUGUUUUAUCUACAUUUCUUUGAAUAAUAUAGCAAUCUCAGAGAUGGAUAUAAUACGAGGAAUUGGAUUAAUAGAUAUCAGUAUUGUUGAGGCUAUUUCAUUAAGAAUAACUUCUAGCAGAAUUACUUAAGGUGACGAUUAUAAAUUUUUCGGACUUCAUCAAUAUCUUGAUUGUCAAUUAUAAUAGGUUAUUGGCGAAUAUUAUUUGCAAUCUCUUUUUGUUACUUCUGUUGUUAAUUUUGAGAUAGUUGAUUUAGAAAUUAAGUUUGCUUAAUCGUACAACUCUCCCAUUUUAUAUUAUAAAUCAUCUGACAAAGUAAAAUAAUAACAAUUUGAAACAAUUCGUUUUUCUAAUUUAGUUGUAGAAUCAAAUUUAUUAUUAUUAUCAAAUUCAAAAUAUUAAACUGCUAUUAUCUUUGUUGACUCAGUUUAAUAAACUAAUAUAGAAUUAUCGAAUAUUACUUUUUUCGGUAACAUUCUGCAUGAAUAUGUCCAAAAUAACCUUUAAAUUUCUUCUUUGCUUUUAAAUUUAAAUUGUAUUUUAGGAACUAUCAAUAUAAAAAAUUCAAAUUUCAUAAAGAAUACUGUUUAUAAUGCAACUGACACAAUAAUUUAUAUUAAAAGUCAGAAAAUAGUUUUUGAAAAUUGCACAUUUUAUUAGAAUAGUUAUUUUAAUUAUUAAUUAAUCUAACCCUAUUUAUUAUGGGGAUUUUCAAAAUUAGAGAAAGUAUAUUAUGAAGAAAUAAACUAAAUAUUUCAAGUGAAAUCUACUUCUGGGGUAGCGUUAUUAUUAGUUGAAAGUUUGGAAGUCUUAUUUUGUAAUUUUGAGUAAUCAGUGGGAUUCUUUGGAGGAGCUCUGCAAAUUGAAGCUUAAAAAAAUAGCAUUAUUUCUAUUUCAUAAACAAUAUUUAAGAAUAUCUCUACUCCAUUCACUUAAGAUUUAGGAUUUGGAGGAGCGAUAUAUUUAGACAGUACUUCAGCUUAGUCACUUGAAGUCUUUAUUAACGAGAUAUCUGUUGAGAACAUAUUUGUUAAAGAAGAAGGAGGAUUCAUUUACAUUCAAUCAGAUUGUCCUUAAGUGAAUAUCCAAUUUUAGCACUUAAAUAUUCAAAAUGUUUUUUCUAAGCUUGGUUCCAUCUUAUAUUUAAUAUUCUCCUCUACUUCUUAAAUCCAAUAAAUUGUUAAGAUUAAUUCAGUUUUUAUCUAAAACACCAAGGAGGGAUUUACAAGCUAUUUAAAUAAAUAUACCCAACUUUCAAAAACAGAAGAAAUAACUAUAUUAAAUAAUAGAGCCUUAUUUUAUAUUAAUUCAGCAAGCAAUGUUGUUUUAUAAAAUAUAGAAAUUGAUCAUCUGAUGUUAGAGUCUGCAUUACAAAUUAACAAUGCUUUGGUAGUGUCAAUUCAGAAUUUUAAAAUAUCAAAUAGUAUAAUUAGCAAUAUACUUUUGAGAUUGCAACCCAACCAAUGUAAAUAUCAUAAUAUAAUUUAGAUAUCUCAAACACAAUUCAGAUGAAUGGUUUGAUAAUUUCAAACAUAACUGUUGCUUUCUAAUUAAAGAGCUAUAAUUGCUAGUAAUAAACUGAUCAAGAUUAUACUUAAUUUUUUAAAUGUCUCUAAAAUGCUCAAAAUACUAAGGCACCACUCAAUUUACUUUCACAUUAUGUUAACUAAGACCUUACUUAUGGAGAUUGCAUUUAAAAUUAAACAAUUAAAUAGAAUCAGUAAGCAAAGAAUUUGAUAAUCGAAAAUAUAUAGUCUGGAAUACUAGUAUUCUAAGAACUCACAGCUUUAUCAUAAUUUAAGUUGGAUAAUAUAUUAUUUACAUAAAUAAAUUGCACAUUUUGUUAAAAUGGAUUGAUCUACUUAUCUUUUUUGAAAGUUGAAGAACUCUUAAUGAAAUAACACAUUUCUAAACUGAAAGUAACAAAUUCUUCAUGCGGAUUUAAUGGAUGUUUGUUUAUUUCUAAAGAAAACUCAAAUGCCCGUCGAUUACUUGCAAAUUAAGAAAUGUACUUGUAAUCCAUGAAUUUUGAAAUUUAUGUUGAAAAUUAUAUUUGCUAGUUCAAUAGGGCUUAAAACGGUACUUGUUUAUUCGUAGAAAAUGUAAAAGUCUUAUUAGAAAAUUCUGUUUUUCAAUACAAUAACGCAUCCGGAACUGGUGGUGCAAUUGUGAUUAAAAUGAAUUAGGACGUCUUAAUUAAAAGUAGCUUAAUUUAGCAUAAUUAAGCAUAAAUAGCAGGAGGGAUAUAUUUGGUUAAUUAAUAGGAUAUGGAUUAUUUUAAACUUGGAACUGUUUUUGAUAAUAAUAGUGCUGAAUAAUUUGGAAACGAUAGGGUUUCAAUACCUUAAAAAUUAACUGUUACUUUUAAUGAUGAAAAUUCUUUAUUAUCAACAAUAACUACAACAGAAACAUAAGAUUAAUUAGUUGAAUAAGUUUAAUUAUAACAGAGUGAAAUACUUUAAACAUCUUAUAUUUUAUUGCCAAGUGGUUAAAAGAUUUCGUCUUAUUAAGAAUUUUCUAAAGAAAAUAGAUCUUAUACUAAGUUAGAUUAUAAAUUUAGGGUUAUCGCUUUGAGCAAAGAUAAUAGUGUGAUGAAAAGCCUGAAGAAUUCAUUUUGUGAAAUUGAUAGUAGAUGUUUAAAUACAUCAAAUUUGGUGGAUGAUGAAAUAUUUAGUAAUAAUCUAACAAGUAUAAAUAAGAUAAAUUUUAAUGAUUUAACUUAAGAUUAUAAUUUGGAUGAUUUGAUAAUUUAUUUUGACAAUGCAUUACCAACAGAUAUUGUUUUAUAAUUACAAUUUAGAUGCAAUUCAAUUGUAAUUCCUAUCUACAAUGAAUAAUACCCAUAUAAUUUAGUAAAUUCUCAUACGAAUUACAAAUUAAGGAUGAACAUUAAGACUUUGAGUUGUUAAUAUGGUGAGAUAAAAAAUAGCACUGAUUUUUCGUGUAUUCCAUGUAAUAGCGAUUAAGGGCUUUUUUCAUUAAACAUAAAUUCUGAAAAAUGCGAAUUGAAGGAUGAUAUUUCAACGGUAAGUGUUUAACCAGCGUUAUUAAAUUUAAAAUUUGGAUUUUGGAGACCUUAUUUUCAAAGCAAUAUUGUCAGCUAUUGUUUGAAUUUAGAAGAUAAUUGUUUAGGUGGUUGGGAGGAAGGUGAUAGUUCUUGUUUUCUAGGACAUAUUGGAGCACUAUGUGAAUAAUGCGAUUUGUAUAAUACAAGGGGAGAUGGCGAAUAUUCGAUUAGUUAGAAAUAUUCUUGUGGAUCAUGCUUAGAGAAAGAGAAGAAUGCGAUAAUUAUAACUUUCGUUAGUAUAUGGUAUAUUUUAUUAAUAAAAUUAUAGGACAUUGGUUUCUAUAUUGGUUUCUGUGCAAAGUACUUUAAAAGCUAUAGAAGAAUUUGUUAGAAUAAUCAGUAUAAUGUUGUUAGGAUUAGCAGUUACUUAAAAUACAAAUUAAUCUGCAAUAUUAAUUAAAAUGCUGACGAAUUAUUUGUAGAUCAUUUCUUCAAUAGCUACAUUUUAAUUAAAAUUACCAAAUGGACUCCAAAGUACAAUUAAUUCAGUUGGAUCUCCAAUUUAGACUAUGACAUAUUCAUUGGAUUGCUUUUUAUCUCAUGUUUUUAAAUUUGAAAUUCAAUAUGCUAGAAUGGUUUGGUAAAUAAUUAUGCCAUUUCUUUAUAUUACAUUCUUUUUAUUAUGUUAUUUACUUGCGGUUAAAUUUAAGAAUAUAACUUAUAAUAGAAGUGUCAUUACAACUACACUUAUCUAUAUGUACAUCUAUUUAUAGCCGAGUUUAAUUGGAGGAUUUGUUCAACUGAUAUCAUACAGAGAAAUAUCAGGAUAUAAAUGGGUACAAUCCAAUGUUUCUUAGAGAUUUGAUACUCCUUAUCAUGUAAGUUGGAUGGUUGAACUUUGUUUGCCUAUGCUUUUGAUUUUAGCUAUUCUUAUCCCAAUUUAUUUCUUUUAUGGUCUUUACAGUAAUUCACACUAAUUAGAUGAUAAGAAAGUUAGACUAUAAUGGGGUUAUCUUUAUAAUGAAUACACUAAAACAGCCUAUUUUUGGGAAGUGAUCAAAAUAUUACAGAAAGAAUUAAUGAUCAUAUUUUUAACGUAUUAUGAUGACAGCGUCAUUAUUAAAGCUACUAUCAUUUCAUUAAUUAUAGGAGUGUAUUUAGAAUUAAGUCUGAGGUACAAACCUUAUAAUCUGAAUAAUCUGAAUAAAUUAGACUAUUAUUAAACAAAUGUCUGUUUAGCUUCAAUCGCUUUAGCUAUUGGUAUAUAUGUCUCAGAAUAAUCAAAUUCAAAAGAAAUACAAAUUCCUUAUGCUAUAGUGAUUUCUAUUUUGAAUCUACAUAUCACAUAUACAUUAAUAUCUAAGAUUUUAGUUGAAUACUUGAGGGAGAAGAGCAGUAAUUUAGAUGAAAAGGUGGACAAAGUUAGGAACAACAUCAGAAAUACAUUCCCCUUUCUAAAUAAAAUUCCUUUUAUGAGGAGAAUAUUAGCAGAUCGUAGCGAGUAACGUAGUAGAGUAGCCAAAUUGUACUCUAAACUAAAAUAAUUUUUAAUUCCUCAAGCGAAAGAAAUUAUAGCCUUUAAAAACUACUAGUGGUAAAUUGCUCUAGAAAGAAACAUGGAAUAAAACAUAGAUACAAUACCUUUGAGUCUGAGAAGCCCAGCUCAGGCAAAGGAAAGAUAGUAAUUUAUAAGAAAAUCAAUACGAGAAAGUUCAAUACAAUAAUCUAGAAACACCAUAACCGCAUUUGUGUUGGAAAAAAUGUACAUAUAAUUUUAUAUUAAACUGAAGGAAAUAGAAACGAGUUGAUUAGAUGGCAGAAAUAUUUGAAGUUAAGAAAUAAAAGCCCUCUAGAGUCACCCCUGCACAAAGUGAAAAGUAUAUUAAGGAUAACGAUGAAGAUUGA